AUGGGCAAAUCCAAAGGUGCGGAAAUUUUCCCCUUUAUGCACGCACACUGUUGCUUCUCGAUUGAAUUUGUUCGAAUUUGGGAGGCCAAAGUAAAAAAAAUGUGCUGUUUUGUAGACAAGAAGGUUUCGCGGGAAGCCAAGGUUGAUAAGAAGCUGGCGCUUGGGCUUGGAGUGAAGAGGAAGCAGCUGAAGAAGAAGAAGGAUAGAGUUUUAGAUGCUGCCGUUGAGAGCGAGGGCGCUGCCGGACAUGCUAUCGCGGAAGGAAGCAAGAAGAUUGUAUUGGUGAAGCAAAAGAAGAAAAUUAAGCAUGCCAAAGUAACAAGCUGUUGUACCAAGGCUCAUAAUUUGGUGACUCUCAAUGAGGAUGAGGCAACACCUAAGCUGAAGAAGAAGAAUAAGAGCAAAAAACAGCUAAAGGAAAGCAAAAGUCCUGUUGAGGUACAAAGUCCAUUGGACAGUAAUGAUACUGGAACACUUAAGCUGAAGAAGAAGAAAAUGAAGGUGAAGGAAGGGAAGAGCUCUGUUGAGCCCAAUGAUGCAGAUGAUAUCCUGCAUGAAAAUCUAGAUGAAGAAACUCUAAACGCUGAUGUCAACCAACUUGCAGCAGAGAGUGAAGUUAUGGAUAUUGGGGAACCAGAAAAGGCAAAGAAACGAAAGAAAAAUAAGACAGCUGAUGUCAAACAAGUUGCAGAAGAGAGUGAAGUUAUGGACAUUGGGGAACCAGAAAAGGCAAAGAAACGAAAGAAAAAUAAGACAAAGAAAGUAAAGCAAUCUGGGGAAGUCAACAGGACUGAUAUGCAGGUAUCAGUUAGAGAGGACAAUUUGGAGGAGCAUGAAGUUGAUACCGCAGAUGUUGAUGAGAUUGCAUCAGUCGAUGAAGACUGUUCCAGAGGAAUGAAAAAAUGGAUCUUGGAGUACAGACAGAAACGGCCAGGCUUGAAAGUCUUGCAGCAAAAUAUAGAUGUGUUUAUAACUGCACAUGAGGAACAACAAGAGCGGGAGAAGAAGGAAAGAGAGGCAGCAGCUGCAGAAGAUGGGUGGACAGUUGUGAUGCAUCAUAAAGGUAGGAAGAAGACUACAGAUGUUGAAACUGGAACAGCGGUUGGCUCUGUAUCUCUGGCUGCAAUGCAAGAGAAAAUGGCUCAGAAGAAACCCAAGGAAGUUGGCCGGAACUUCUACAGACAUCAGAAACGAGAAGCUCAAAUGAGUGAGCUGGCGAUGCUGCAGAGCAAGUUCGAGCAGGACAAGAAGAGGAUACAGCAGCUGCGGGCUCAAAGGAAAUUCAAGCCUUACGGAUUUUGA
Triticum turgidum subsp. durum (durum wheat) is the source of this 1302-nucleotide messenger RNA. The record is from the annotation of a GenBank genome assembly. NCBI's taxonomy places the organism in Eukaryota, Viridiplantae, Streptophyta, Magnoliopsida, Poales, Poaceae.